GCCGAACAGAAUUAGAACUCCCGGAGGGUAGACGUGGUUACCCAAAUUCAACAACAGUGGAUUCCUGGCCAUGGAUUUUUAAAGAAUUUCGAAACCAUGGUUACGCCACGCUAUAUAGCGAAGAUGACGCGUAUUACAACGCAUUCAACUAUCGGCUACACGGAUUCCGCGAUCCACCCGCUGAUCACUAUACACGCCCGUUUUGGCAAGCUGCCCGCACUGCAGGUUACUGUAUCAAAUCAACACCCCAACCGCAACUUCAUUUUGACUACGUGGAAAGCUUUAUGAAGGCUUACAAAAAUCAGCCCAAAAUUGGACUAUCGUUUCUGGCUGAAAUUUCGCACAGUAACAUGAACACUUUGAGUCCGACAGAGGGGUUUGUUUUGAAUUUUUUCAAGUCUAUACAGGAAAAAGGAUAUCUAAAUGAUACGAUACUUAUAACUUUCAGCGAUCAUGGAAUGAGAUUCGGAGAGGCAAGAGCUACAAUGCAAAGUCGCCUGGAGGAGAGGCUACCAUUUCUGUCAAUCACCUUGCCAGAAAUAGUCCGCCAGAGGUUUCCACAGUUAAGUGAUAAUCUGAAAGCUAAUAGCAACAAACUCCUCUCCCCGUUUGAUAUACACGCAACAUUACGCCAUGUUCUAAAUUAUCCCAAGAACGAACCGGAGAAAAUUGGUCGUAGUCUUUUUCAAAGCAUCCCUAAAGAUAGAAGCUGCGCGGCAUGCGGGAUACCAGUGCAUUACUGCCCGUGCGUUCAGCUGCAAAAAAUAACUACUGCGCAUUUUCAUGUCCAGAAGGCCGCAGAAGGCUUGGUAGCUCAUCUUAAUAAAAUCCUAAAUGCCGACAAACUUGCUUCACAAAUGUGCGCAAACCUAAAACUUGGCGAAGUUAGAUCGGCUUACCAAAAUUUAAACCAUCCCAAGUUGGUAAAAUUCGUGGGAUCUAAAGAUAUCGACGGUCGCAUCCCUUGGUUUGGGAAUGACACAAGUGAUUACGAGUGUAAUUAUCAGUUAUUGAUCAAAACUGUCCCGGGGAAUGGGUUGUUCGAGGUGACCACUCAACUGCUGGAUGGGAAGUUUCAUUACGGGAAUGAAAUUAGUCGUAUUAAUAAGUACG
Molecule: messenger RNA, 1113 nt
Organism: Paramuricea clavata
Lineage: Eukaryota; Metazoa; Cnidaria; Anthozoa; Malacalcyonacea; Plexauridae
Source: the annotation of a GenBank genome assembly